This is a messenger RNA of Ctenocephalides felis (cat flea), 570 nucleotides long. RefSeq names its product fas apoptotic inhibitory molecule 1. NCBI's taxonomy places the organism in Eukaryota, Metazoa, Arthropoda, Insecta, Siphonaptera, Pulicidae. The coding region runs from base 1 to 570 and encodes 189 amino acids. The transcript has 4 exons. The record is from RefSeq and is a predicted model, not a curated record. Gene Ontology annotation, biological process: positive regulation of neurogenesis; canonical NF-kappaB signal transduction; negative regulation of extrinsic apoptotic signaling pathway via death domain receptors.
AUGCUGGAAAAUAAAAAAAAAUCGCCGAGUAAGGAAAUAGUUGGCAGUUGGGACGUGCCGCUCAGAGGCAAAAUUUAUAAAGUUGAAUUUGAACAUGGCACAACCACCGGAAAACGAGUUUUAUGGAUUGAUGGACAGGAAAUCUUUCGACGUGAUUGGAUGUUCAAAUUGGUUGGUGACGAGUGCUUUGAUCUGGGAAACACGAGGUGCAUUAUCACGGUGGAUCCAUUGCCUGGCUUUAGGUAUUCCUACACUCUGCUGGUCGAUGGUGAGCCGUUCAAGCAAUUUGCUGAUGCGCAGUCCCGUGUGCUCUGCACGUGGCGGGUGCUGAUCGAUGGUAGCAAAACUCACCGAGUGGUUUUGGAAAAAGAUACACUUGACAUUUGGCUAGACGGGGCAGUUAUCACCGAAACGAGCGAAUUCGUUGAUGGUGGAACCGACACUAAUUUCACAGUGGGCGGCCAACCUGCCCUCCUAACUGCUCGAACAAGUGGAGAUAAAAGAAAAGGAAUUAUAUAUACAUUGUAUAUAAAUGGAGCAGCUGUUGCCCCUAGCACAGACACAAAAUAA